UCGGGGUCCCUCUGGCUGCACUCUGGAGGACCGCACUCGUUUCCUUUUCGGCGGCGGGAGGCCCCGCAGCCGCGGCUGAGCUGGAAGAAAGAUGGCGGCGGCGGUGCGGCAGGACUUGGCCCAGCUCAUGAAUUCGAGCGGCUCUCAUAAAGAUCUGGCGGGCAAAUAUCGUCAGAUCCUGGAAAAAGCUAUUCAGUUAUCUGGGACAGAACAACUUGAAGCUUUAAAAGCCUUUGUGGAAGCAAGUAAGUGGAAUGCAAAGUCCAUGUUUACUUUACUUUGUAUUUUUUUGUUGUACCCUAGACAAUACAAUGUAGAUUAUAAACUAGAGACUUACUUGAAGAUUGCUAGGCUAUAUCUGGAGGAUGAUGAUCCAGUCCAAGCAGAAGCUUACAUAAAUCGGGCAUCACUACUUCAGAAUGAAUCAACCAAUGAACAGUUACAGAUACAUUAUAAGCAGCGUUCUCGAAUGCUUGCUACUCUUUUUAAAGAUGAAAGAUGCCAGCAACUUGCUGCCUAUGGGAUCCUAGAGAAAAUGUACCUAGAUAGAAUCAUCAGAGGAAAUCAACUUCAAGAAUUUGCUGCCAUGUUGAUGCCUCACCAAAAAGCAACUACAGCUGAUGGUUCUAGCAUCUUGGACAGAGCUGUUAUUGAACACAAUUUGUUGUCUGCAAGCAAAUUAUAUAAUAAUAUUACCUUUGAAGAACUUGGAGCUCUUUUAGAGAUUCCUGCAGCUAAGGCAGAAAAAAUAGCUUCUCAAAUGAUAACAGAAGGACGUAUGAAUGGAUUUAUUGAUCAGAUUGAUGGAACACGAGAAGCCUUGCCAACAUGGGACAAGCAGAUCCAAUCACUGUGUUUCCAAGUGAACAACCUCCUGGAGAAGAUCAGUCAGACAGCACCCGAAUGGACAGCACAAGCCAUGGAAGCCCAGAUGGCUCAGUGAGCCCGGCAAAGCUCUGUGCACACUGCACCUUUCCCGUGUCGUACAGAUUGAUUCACCUGUCUCCAAAGCAUUUGCAUCGUGACCUUACACGUUUCAAUCCCAUUUAUGCUGGAUUCUACUUAAAGACAUUAUUAGAGCAGGAAAUACAAGCAUUUACAAAUAUGUAGUUCCCAUAUAUUUAGGGCCUCUGUGUUUCAAGCUGACUCAGAUGUGUUGAAACCUUUUUCUUUAAAUGGAGAAAUAACUGGCUAAAAAGUUUGGCAUUUGUGAUAACUUUGUAGUCAAGUAAAACUUAAGUGCUUUGUGCCUCUCCAAAUGUGGUUAUUCUAAUAAAUGGAGAAAUGAG
Molecule: messenger RNA, 1289 nt
Organism: Echinops telfairi (small Madagascar hedgehog)
Lineage: Eukaryota; Metazoa; Chordata; Mammalia; Afrosoricida; Tenrecidae
Gene: COPS4
Product: COP9 signalosome subunit 4
Exons: 7
Coding region: 92-943 (283 amino acids)
Cellular component (GO): COP9 signalosome; cytosol
Source: RefSeq, a predicted model, not a curated record